ACCAAAACCUUAAUCAAACAACAAUAUAAAUCGACCUUCAAAACUUCAUCUCUUUGCGCUAAUUAUCAGUACCUCCAAAUAUUCUUUAAUGUCUCCUUUUCUCUUUCUAUUUCUACAAUCCUUUGGUUUCAUCCAUAGCCAUGACUAUUAGUAUUACUACUACAUGUGAGAGCUUCAAUUCUUUAUCAUUUUCAUUUGCCAAAUUAUUUCUGUAAUUUCCUCAAAAUUAAUCAAGAAACGUAGAAUAUUCCUGCUUUUUCUCAAGUUCAACACUUGAGUAGUGAAACAAAAUUCUCAACUCAAAAUGGGAAUCUCGUGAAACUUCUGCGUUGUUUCCUUCCUAAAUUGAAAAUCUUGAUGUGGGUUCUGCUUAUAUAUUUCCGUGCUUUUGUAUCCUCUGAUAUUUUUCCAAGAUUCUGAAAAGGUAAAUCUUUUUUUUCUUUCAAGAUUCUUCAAUUGGUGCUGUGAGGAAAAAGCAGUAUUCUGAUUCCCAGUAAAUGAUUCUGAUUUCAAUGCUUUUCGGAUCAUUGUAAAAUUCCAACUUCUUUCUGCACGCUCCAUUUAUCUCGAGUCCCAUCAUUUUCAAUGCUCGUGGUAAGAAUCCCAGGUUAUUGAACUGUCAAACUAUAUCUAUAUUGAGGGUUUAAUCACUGAAAAAGAGGAUUGCAAAGGUUUCCUCGGGCCGAAAAUUGGCCCUGGUUUCGGAAAUUUUACACAUGGAGACCUUGUUUCAAGCUUCAUUCGCAUCGAAUUCGGGUUUGUUGAUGCAACAGAGGAAAACCACGGUAUGGACAAAAGAAGAAAACAAGAAAUUUGAGAGUGCACUUGCAGUUUUUGAUGAAAAUACUCCCAACAGAUGGUCUAUGGUGGCGUCCAUGAUCCCUGGUAAAUCAGUUUAUGAUGUGAUAAACCAGUACAAAGAAUUGGUGUCAGAUAUUAGUGAUAUAGAAGCUGGUUUGGUCCCAGUACCUGUAUACUUGAACUCUUCUUUUACAUUGAAAUUACCCGAUAAUCACAGUUUUGAUGUGUAUAGGAAGAGAGGCAGGUCUUACAAUCAAGAAAGAAAAAAAGGUGUACCAUGGACAGAGGAGGAGCAUAGACGUUUCCUGUUGGGACUUCAAGAGCAUGGCAAAGGGGACUGGAGGAACAUCUCGCGAAAUUUUGUUAUCUCUAAAACACCUACUCAAGUUGCAAGCCAUGCUCAAAAGUACUAUCUAAGGCAGCUUUCAGGAGGGAAAGAUAAGAGGAGACCGAGCAUCCACGAUAUAACAUCAGUCCAACUCACAAAAAAUUGUCCCUCGGAUAAUAAAAAAUCUCCAUCAUCAGAUAAUUUUUCUUCGGUUACAUUCAUACAGAAGUCCAUUGGCACUCCAAAAAUGUUACUUGACUGGAAUCACAAAAAUAAUGGAGCUUCAAUGGUUUUCGACUCAGCUUAUGACGAUCCAUUCAUUACAUAUCCACGAGAAAUUGCAUCGCUUGGUACCUGUAUAGUUGACACCGUUGCUGCCAAUCGAGGGUUCCAAUUCCAGUUCACGGGAACAUUCCAAUCCGAAAGAUCUCUUGAGUGAGAAAGAAACAUCUAGUCUGGUCAGUACAUCAAAAUGGCAAAUUUGGAUUGUGUUAAAAGUCAAGUGAUUACAUUCUGGUGUUAUUUACUGCUGUGGCAAACUUAUGUAUACUAUAUGCUAGAUGAAGUAAUAUAUAAUUUUGCAUGUCCAGAUGGAACUUACGAAGAUAAGCAACGUUAAUAAAGUGUUAAACUCCUGCUUCAGUCA
This is a messenger RNA of Olea europaea var. sylvestris, 1775 nucleotides long. RefSeq names its product transcription factor DIVARICATA-like. Gene Ontology annotation, molecular function: DNA binding. The record is from RefSeq and is a predicted model, not a curated record. The transcript is spliced from 2 exons. Lineage: Eukaryota; Viridiplantae; Streptophyta; Magnoliopsida; Lamiales; Oleaceae. The coding region runs from base 717 to 1568 and encodes 283 amino acids.